Aspergillus wentii DTO 134E9 is the source of this 887-nucleotide messenger RNA. RefSeq lists its product as uncharacterized. The transcript is spliced from 3 exons. The record is from RefSeq and is a predicted model, not a curated record. The coding region runs from base 197 to 649 and encodes 150 amino acids. NCBI's taxonomy places the organism in Eukaryota, Fungi, Ascomycota, Eurotiomycetes, Eurotiales, Aspergillaceae.
GGGACACAGGUGACGAUGUCCCGCCAUGCCAUGGACUUGGCCUUGCAGCCCGGCGCGAUCCAAGGUCAGGGGUCUGUGGCUGGGUCAGCCUAGCGGCUGAUCCCCCAGGUUCUUGUUCUUUAGUCUUCGUUAGCUUAGUGCUGUAGGUGUCAAGAAAGUGGUGUGUGUAUGGGUCCGUUUCUUGCUCGUCACCGCGAUGUUCUGCAGUGGAUCCAAGGAGUGCUAUUUGUUGCUGGACGUUGAUUCUGGUUGGUGGUGGAGUUCGGGAGUGAGUGACGGUACGGCGCGUAAACGUGGACAUCUAUCUUCUUUCUUCGGGGCAGCCGCAAGGCGAAACGCCCACCACGUUUGCGAGGCAUCACAUCAUCCGACCAUCGUUCGAUCGGCCAUCGUUCAUCGUCAUCAUCUACCACCUAUCACCAAAGGCAUCCUCUCCGCGCCCGCAGCUAUCUACUUCUAUCCGAAAUACCUACCAAUAAGCGGCCGGACAUCUACUUCUACCCGCCAGGAUGGCCUCUCGUCCUUCUCUUCUUUCUUUUCUUCUCUCUUCUUUUCUUCUCCCUCGUCCAAGCGCAAGCAAUCGAGCCAUAAGGCAAGUCUACGGACUAAAACUCGUUCCUCUAUUCUUCUUUCUUUUCUCGGCCUCUGACAGCCACCUCUUCAAGCUAAGCUUAAUCGAAAAACGAACGAAUGACAGCGCGCCUCACAAAUGGACGAUGGCCGAUCGACGAUGACGAUCAAUCUAAUCUCUUUCCCCUCAAUACAUAUCACAUCGAUCGAAUCAUAACCACGGUUAAGGGCGGGGGAAUAAUCGGAGUUUGGGCACGUUUCAUGUUUAUCGUUUCCUUUUUUUUGUGGAACUUUCUUUUACUUUUUUCUUAAUUCUU